AUGCAAGACCUCAUCGACGCGAUCAGCCUCGAGCCCGAAGGCGCCGGGUUCAACCUGGAAGAAACCUUCGCGCCCUUCACGCGUCUUGAGGCCAAGUACGGCGAUCCGUCCAACGACAAACGCGUAAUUGCGAUCGCCUUCUCUCUUUACUGCGUGGCGACGUGCGCGAGCUACUGCACCGUGCUCGCGCCGUACAGUUCAUUCUCUAUCGCGUAUGGCUCAUUGAUGCUCGCGCGCCACCUCUGUGGACGUGGACGUGGGCCGUUCUUCGAUGAAGAAAGUUUGCAAGCAAUGGGAGCGAUGGACCUUCUUGUACAGAACGAGCAUAGGAAUUUGGUAACGACAGUUUGCUCGGAGGACCCGGAGGUGUCCUGGAAGCAUUUAUGGCGAAUCGACGAGUUUUAUGGCUCAUGCAGAGAUUUAUUUCCCCCCGUCCCGAGCACUGAGGAAGAGUACGAGGCCGUCCCGACUGAGGCGGACUAUGAGGCGGGCAGGGAGAAGAGGCCCCAGCUUGUCGUGAGCAAUACGGAGACGCGGUCAUCAACGUCGGAGACGAAUGGCACUCCACAGUUAGCCGUGAAGCUAUUAUCGCAGCCAUUAUUUGUAUGCACGGUCGAGGAAGAGUGUAUCAUGUCUUCCCACUCCUCUUCUGUUUUGAAUGAAAGACAGUCAGUUUGGUCAUGCGCACCGAACAUCUACUCAGUGCCACUCCUCUAUUCGACAUACCUUCGCUAUGUUGCAUGCAUCUGUGAGACAAUAUACCUUGGAGGAGAGACUGGCGUCCACGCGCAUCCCGUGGCUAGCGAGAUGCGCGGUCAUGUGACAUUGCGGGUCCACAAAAGACGCGUUCACGAGCCGACCGUGGGAGACGCAGCUUUCGCCACACCCACCACCACCACCGCCUCCCUCCUCCUCCGCACUGCAUCCACCACCACAGACCACCACAGACCAGCAAUCAUGCAAGACCUCCUCGACGCGAUUGCCGCUGAACCCGACGGCACCGUCUUCGUCCUAGACGACUGCGACGACGACGGCGCACAGCUCUUCUCGCCGUUCACGCGCCUCGAGCGCAAGUACGGCACGCCCCCACCCGACACACGCGUCCUCGCCGUCGCCUACGCCUUGUACCGCACCAGCCAGUCCGCGCACUACGCCGCCGCGCUCGGGCGCCUCUCCCCCCUCGACCUGGGCUACGGCUCGCUCCUCCUCGCGCGGCACCUCUGCGGGCGCGGGCGCGGGCCGUUCUGGGAUGAGCCGAGCGUGCUCGCCAUGGCCGCGCUGGACCGCAUGGUCCAGAACGAGCGCGCGAGCCUCGUGCGCACGGUCUGCGUGGAGAGCCCCGCGGUGUCGUGGAAGGUGCUGUGGCGAAUCGACGAGUUCUACGGCGCGGGGCGGGAGUGGCUGCCCCCGCUCCCGAGCAGCGAGGAAGAGUAUGAGGCUGUCCCGACUGAGGCGGAUUAUGAGGCGGGCAGGGCGGUGAGGCCGAAGGUCAAUUUGUUGGACUUUACGUCCACGGUGGGAGUCGCGUUUUAG
Molecule: messenger RNA, 1533 nt
Organism: Gloeophyllum trabeum ATCC 11539
Lineage: Eukaryota; Fungi; Basidiomycota; Agaricomycetes; Gloeophyllales; Gloeophyllaceae
Exons: 5
Coding region: 1-1533 (510 amino acids)
Source: RefSeq, a predicted model, not a curated record